UCCAGAUACCUGAUUAUGGAGUCACGAUUUGCUAACCUGCGGCAGCGGGACACCAGUGUGUCGAUGCUUAGGGUAAAAAUGUCUCGGAGAAGGUCUCAUUCCCAGAAGGAGAAUCGAGAACGUACCGUGAACACCCGCAGGCAGCUGGAUAAACUCCAAGAGCUGGAAAUAUCCUCCCUGGAUGCCUCUAUUGCAGUGGCCAAUAUGUCAAUCAUACAUGAGAAGACGAAAAACAAUGGAAAACCUGCUAAAGGAAAAGCAGUGGAAGAUAGGCUGAAACAGCUCGAGCGCUGGAAGGAGCGGAAGGCUCUUGAGAAGGAGAAAGAGAAGAGGGAAAGGGAACGUAAAGGGGUGUUUAAGAUUGGUCUGUAUCAUCCAACGGGAACCAUUACCUCACUACCUGCUGUCCCAGAUGCCUCAACAAAAAUCAAAGAGAAAAAGGUGAACACAGCUCCAUCCCAAAGUAUUAGAGUCACUCGUUCAAUGAAACCGCAGCAGCAAGUGCAGAAGCCUCUGAAGAUACAAGAUCCAAAUACUGGAGUGAAGAAGGGACAACCUGCUGUGGAAAGAUCAACAAGGACCCGGGUAGCUUCUGUCAAGCCUGCAUCAACUACAACCAAGACCAAAGAAGCACCUGCCAUACGAGCUUUGUCAACCAGAUCGGCCAACAGACCUCCAGUUCCUGUGGUAAAAGGCAAACCUAAGGACAAGACUGCAGUGUCCGAUGCAAGAACCACAAGGAGCCGAGCAAAUCUUAAUCCUGUGGCUCCCCUGUCUGGUGCACAAAGGAACUGUAAAGAAGCAGUCAAUGAUGCCAUCCAUCAUGCUGUCUCAGAGGAACCUGAGCUGACAGAGCCUGAGAUGCAGGACAUUGAGAAAACACCUAGUCCUCCCAGCCCAACACCAUGUGCUGAGGAAGAAGACAUGGUGGUGGAUCAGUCUCCAGCCAAGCCUGUUCCUGCCGAUCUCGUCCCAUCUACAUCCUCAUUUGCUCCAGAAGGUUUUCUCUUCCAGGCUCCGACUGGCUUGUCAUCCUUCAAGUUUGAGCCUCUCACACCUCGUUCAGCAGACUCCUUCCUUACACCAAGCUCAAGCUUCAACCUUCCACCAGCCCCCGUAUUCAGUGAUGAGCAGAGCGAAUCGUGUCCACCUAAAUCUCCUCUGCGCUCUCCUCCUCAUACGUCUCCCACAGUUGCCCCUCCAAGUCCAGGUGGAUCAGUGGAAACAAAGCACGACGUACCAUAUUUCAGAUCAGAAAUGGCCAAUGAGACAGAGAGACUGACGAGCUUGUCUCUCCACUGGGAGUCUAAAGUGGAGGAUGAGUCCAUCCCAGAAGAAAUGAGAGAUCGCAUGCGCACAGCUGUUGGCCAAGCACGGCUGUUGAUGAAAGAACGCUUCAACCAAUUCAGCGGUCUGGUGGACGACUGUGAGCUAGGCCGGGGGGAGAAGAUCACCACCUGCACUGACCUGCAGGGGUUCUGGGACAUGGUUUAUUACCAGGUCGAGGAUGUCAACAAGAAGUUUGACGCUCUCAAAGAAGCAGAGGGCCGAGGCUGGGUGGAGGAGCACAAACCUCCACCACGACAGAAGAAAGUAGUGAAGAAACAGCCAGCAGCACCUGCCAAGCCAGCAGGAACUAAUGCAGCAGCUAAGGCUCGUCUAGCUGCCGCAAAAGCAGCCAUGAAAGCCAAAAAGCAGGCAGCUGAAGCAGAGAAGGCAGCUGGUGCUGCUAACACUGAAGAUGGCCUCGUCUUGAGCUCUCAGAAUCCACACCCACAGGCAGGGGCCCAAAAACAGGACACAGUGGUCUUUGAUGGAGGCUUUUUCCAGGUGGAGAGCCCAGCUAAACAAUCAGUUAGGAGAUCCAGCCAUUUGAAUGCUGCUGUGCUGCCUGGGGUCUCUCCUUGCUCCACAUAUCUCUCACCUAGAAGGGUCACCCGGCGCUCCCUUGCGUUGGCUCAGACACCUGUUCAACAUGUCCACACACCCGCACACCUCCGCCUCACCCUCAGACAAACCCCAGAACCAAAGUCUCAGUGCGGCACUCCUCAGGCGACCCACAGCAGAAGGGACACUGUGAACAUCUCUAUGGAUUUCUCACCUGUCAAGGAAGUGAUUUCAGAUGACACCCAAACUGACGGAUGCCCUGCACAAGUGUCAGAAAAAGUCUCCACAGACAUUCCCUCUGUUCCACAACUGCUUCCAGCAAUCUGUUUAGUCAAGGAGCUGGACGAGCCAGCCGAGGAUGUAACUGUUGACGGUCCUGUCAGUCCAGCAGUUCCAGUCUCUCUGUGCAAACAACCUGCCGUGUCCCCAGCCCCUGAGCCCUCAUCAGCCCUGAGCUUUACACUGUCGCCCUGUGCAACUCCCAGCCAACCUUCAGUCUCCUCACCUGCUGUGCAAGGCCUCGUGGAGACUCUGUGUCACACACCAGACAGCACAGUCGUUGAGGAAAUUUCUGGACUGGAUUUUGAGAGAUACCUCCAGCCCUCAGACAGAUGCAGCCUGACACCAAGGGACACUGUUGCAACAGAGACGCUGUCACCCAUGGCAGUGGAUGUAGAGAUGGAGAGUCCUAAAAGACAACCUACGGACUUUCUCACUGAGAAAGAGUCUGCACUGCCAGCGGUGUCUUCGGUGUUAACUCCUCACUCACGACAGGUACAGACAGCAGAGUCUGCCUUGCUUCUGUUCACCCCAGACCUGAAGGACAAGAUACGCCAGUCAGUCUGUCCGAGUGACCUCAUGGUCUUCACCCCUCCUAACAUUUAGUAAAGACUUGUUUUGUUUUAUUUUUGACUUGUUUUAGUAACUUUUUACACUGUUUUUUAUAUUAAAAAAAGAUUUUUGACGUUCGUAGAUGAGUAGAAAAGUUUUUUCACACAAAGUUCUAAUUAAAGUUUUGGUUACAACCAAUAAAGAACCC
Molecule: messenger RNA, 2926 nt
Organism: Oreochromis aureus
Lineage: Eukaryota; Metazoa; Chordata; Actinopteri; Cichliformes; Cichlidae
Gene: dlgap5
Product: discs, large (Drosophila) homolog-associated protein 5
Exons: 18
Coding region: 16-2772 (918 amino acids)
Biological process (GO): signaling; kinetochore assembly; regulation of mitotic cell cycle
Cellular component (GO): cytoplasm; spindle pole centrosome; nucleus
Molecular function (GO): microtubule binding
Source: RefSeq, a predicted model, not a curated record